UUUCUUAGUGCGAGUGAAGGCCGUAGCGAAAUGUAGCGGCGCGUGCAGCAGCUCAAACGGCCCAAAAACUGUAUCUCCUGGAGGCGCAAUUUACAACUUUAUCCUCAAAAUAUUCACAUUAUCAGUCAUUUCCACUAUAAAAUGCAGCACUGUCCCUAAACCCUAUUUCUUCUUUUCAUAACCCUAGAAGGUCGGAGUGUUGUACAUCGAACAAAUUGAAGAGUUUUGUAUGUUGAGAUAGGUGAUGGCUCCAAAGCAGCCAAAUACAGGGUUAUCAGUUGGGCUAAACAAAGGCCACAUUGUAACCAAGAAGGAAUUAGCUCCACGCCCUUCUGACAGAAAAGGGAAAACAAGCAAAAGAAUCCACUUUGUGAGGAGCCUUAUCAGAGAAGUUGCUGGAUUUGCUCCAUAUGAGAAGAGGAUUACUGAGCUUCUUAAAGUUGGAAAGGACAAGCGUGCCUUGAAGGUAGCCAAGAGGAAGUUGGGUACUCACAAGAGGGCGAAGAAGAAGAGAGAAGAGAUGUCUAGUGUUCUCCGUAAGAUGAGGGCUACUGGAGGUGGUGAAAAGAAGAAGUGAAAUCGUCGGUAUCCUCCUCAAUUGAUGUUUGAAGGACCAAUUAGUUAAUUCACCAGCCUUUUACAUUUGCAAUGUACUUAGCCUUUUCAAGAAAGGAGACUUGUGAUCAAAAGUUCCCCAUUUAUGUUUCUUGAAGAUUUUGGAGUUGGUGAUAUUUUAGACAUUUUUGCAAAAAAUUGUGCGCUUUUUGUUAGUUUUACUAGUGCUGACCAUCUGCUUUUGAUCUAUGAAAUGAUUUGGAUA
This is a messenger RNA of Capsicum annuum, 820 nucleotides long. RefSeq names its product 60S ribosomal protein L36-2. NCBI's taxonomy places the organism in Eukaryota, Viridiplantae, Streptophyta, Magnoliopsida, Solanales, Solanaceae. Gene Ontology annotation, cellular component: ribosome; cytosolic large ribosomal subunit. Bases 245 to 577 code for a protein of 110 amino acids. Gene Ontology annotation, molecular function: structural constituent of ribosome. Gene Ontology annotation, biological process: cytoplasmic translation. The record is from RefSeq and is a predicted model, not a curated record. The transcript is spliced from 4 exons.